CCUGUGUGGUAUACGGUGCUAGCUAGAUCUCUCUGCCAAGUCUCUCAGCAAUGUCGGGAACAGAAGAAAAAGCCCCCGCCACCGUCGACUCGACGGCAGAGGUCGUCUCCGGCGAGAAUUCGAAGGCGGAGAAAACCUCCGAAGAUAAGGCAGAGCCGUCGCCUGCUCCGGCUCCGCCGGCGGAGAAGCAAAGAUGGGGGGACGUGGAGGACGAUGAGGAGGAGCAAGAUGUGGUUUCCGAGAAGGUUGGUUCGUUGAGUAUCCAGGAGAAAGAGAAAGGCAGUUCAGUGCUUGAGGAGCCCGAAGAUUCUAACAUUAGAGCGGUUACAUCAGGCGAUACACCAUAUACAUCCGCGAGUAAAUUUGAGGAUUUGAACUUGUCGCCGGAAUUGCUAAAGGGUUUAUACGUAGAGAUGAAGUUCCAGAAGCCAAGCAAGAUUCAAGCAAUAAGUCUCCCUAUGAUAUUGACUCCCCCUCACAAGCAUCUAGUUGCCCAAGCGCAUAACGGCUCUGGUAAAACCACCUGCUUCGUUCUCGGUAUGCUCAGCCGUGUCAAUCCAAAGCUAUCUGCUCCUCAAGCGCUCUGCAUUUGUCCCACGAGAGAGUUAGCGAUCCAGAAUAUGGAAGUUCUUCAGAAGAUGGGGAAGUAUACUGGGAUAACAUCUGAGUGUGCUGUACCGACGGAAAAGACAAAAGAAGUGUCGCUUGCAAAACGACCACCUGUUUCAGCGCAUGUGGUGAUCGGUACUCCUGGAACUAUCAAAAAGUGGAUGGCAUACAAGAAACUGGGUGCAAGUUGUUUGAAGAUCCUUGUAUUUGACGAGGCUGACCACAUGCUUGCUGCUGAUGGUUUUCGGGAUGAUUCCUUGAAGAUAAUGAAGGAUAUCGAGAGAGUAAAUCCCAAUUGCCAGGUCCUCUUAUUUUCUGCAACGUUCAACGAGGUUGUCAAAGAUUUCGUUGCGAGAACAGUCAAAGACCACAAUCAACUGUUUGUAAAGAGAGAGGAGCUCUCUCUGGAAUCCGUCAAGCAGUACAAAGUGACUUGCCCGGAGGAACAGGCGAAGAUUCUCGUGAUCAAGGAUCAAAUUAUGGAACUCGGGGAAAAUGUUGGGCAGACCAUAGUUUUUGUGCGUCGUAAGGCAACAGCAGGCAUGUUGCAUCAAGCACUGGUUGAUAUGGGGUAUGAAGUCACUACCAUACACGGUAGUAUGACCCAAGAAGAUCGGGACAAAAUAGUUAAGGAGUUCAAAGACGGUCUAACACAAGUUCUUAUAGCAACUGAUGUUCUUGCACGAGGUUUCGAUCAACAGCAGGUCAAUUUGGUUAUCAACUUUGAUUUGCCGGUUAAAUACAACAGUCCUAUGGACCCUGAUUACGAGGUGUACCUACACCGGGUUGGCAGAGCCGGGCGCUUUGGUCGUAAAGGAGCUGUAUUCAACCUGCUGAUAGAUGAUAGAGAUAAAGUGGUGAUGGAGAAGAUAGAAAAGUACUUUGAAGCAGAAGUGAAAGAGGUCAAGUCAUGGAACUCAGAGGAAGAGUUCAAGGCGGCUCUCAAGGAGGCAGGACUCUUGAAGUGACAACAACUCUGGUUUCAUUACUCUUGUCUGAAAAUUUUUGAAUGCCUUUGAAGAGGUUCUGAUCUGGAGGGUUUUGCUUUUUUUCUUUGGGGGGAUUCUUUCGUGAUGCUGCUUCUGCUUUUGCCUUUGAUGAUUUUGUCGAUGGCCCUUUGUGAUCAAAGAUUUGGUAAUGUUAAAUGGAUUUAUGCUUUGUAUGCCAAAUUGUGUGUUUGUUUUGUACAACUUAUGUGAUUUUCCCUCUCA
Messenger RNA from Tarenaya hassleriana, 1820 nucleotides. RefSeq names its product DEAD-box ATP-dependent RNA helicase 38. Gene Ontology annotation, biological process: poly(A)+ mRNA export from nucleus. Gene Ontology annotation, molecular function: RNA helicase activity; ATP binding; RNA binding. The transcript has 8 exons. Bases 51 to 1577 code for a protein of 508 amino acids. NCBI's taxonomy places the organism in Eukaryota, Viridiplantae, Streptophyta, Magnoliopsida, Brassicales, Cleomaceae. The record is from RefSeq and is a predicted model, not a curated record. Gene Ontology annotation, cellular component: cytoplasmic stress granule; nucleus.